CCACCUUCAACCCGCAUCAAAGGUCCAGCCCUCACGUCUCUGAUGGCCGCGCGCGAGCUUAUCGCGCUCGAGGAUGUGGCCAAGAUGCCUGCUCCAGGGCUCAGUACGCCAGCCAACGUGAGCUUCAGCCCGGACGGCCGCAUCGUGGCCUUCUUGCAUGCCCCUGGGGCUCAGAGCGGCCUCUCUCGCCAACUGUACGCGCUGGACGUGGCUUCACGCCGCGUGUCGCUACUGGCAGCUCCUCCCAACCAGGGCAACACGGAAGGGAAUCUCAGUCUCGAGGAGAAGCUUCGUCGUGAGCGUCAACGCCAAAUGGGGGUGGGAAUCACGUCCUACGCAUGGAACCCGUCGCCUCUUUCCCAACGCAUACUAUACCCUCUACAAGGUGAUAUUUACCUUCAAGAACAGCCAGGGGCGGAGCUUAAGUUGCUCUUCGACAAGACCUCGACUGGCGCCGCAGGAGGUGCCAUCGACCCGCAGUUCUCGCCUGAUGGCAGAUGGGUGGCCUUUGUACAGGACAAGGAGCUCUAUGUGAUCCCCAGCCACGUGACGGAGGGCGGACAGCAGGCCGUACAGGUGACGCAAGGGGCUCGAGGCGUCGAUGGCAAGUCCAAUGGACUCGCCUGCUUCUUGACUCAAGAGGAACUCAGUCGCUUCCGCGGCUUCUGGUGGUCUCCUGACAGCACGAAGAUCGCGUUCGAGGAGAUCGAUGAGAGCCACCUCCCCAAGUUCAGGAUCAUGCACUCGGGCAGCGCCGAGCCGACGGGAGACGCGGCGCAGGAGGACCAUCGCUAUCCUUUCGCAGGUGCUGCCAACCCCAAGAGACGACUGGGGGUCAUCAAACUGCCACACGCAGAGCAACAGAACUCUCGUGAGAUCCCCACUCCUGUGUGGAUGGAUUUUGCCAAUCCAGACCCGGAUUUUUACAUUUCCAGAGUCAAUUGGCUGCCCGAUCAGUCGCUCGGAGUGCAGAGACUGAAUCGACUGCAGACGGAGGUGACUUUCUUGCGCUUUGACGUGCAUACUGGACGUGCUACGACGCUGAUUCAGGAGAGCAACCCCGUGUGGUUGAAUGCGAACUAUCUGUUCCGUAAUAUUGAAGCGGAAGGCAACAACACGUUCCGGUUUUUAUGGGGAUCGGAGAGGAGUGGAUUCAUGCAUCUGUAUCUGUACGAAUACACGGCUGGAGCACCGGGAGCGCGUCUGCUUGGAGCUGUGACGAGCGGCAAAUGGAGUGUGGAGUCUGUGGAAGGUAUCGACUUAGCGCAGGGCCGUGUCUACUUUUGCGGUACGGUGGAUUCCCCACUGGAGCGACAUUUAUACGUGACGUCGCUCUUGCCGAUCAGUGACCCACCGCUGCCUCCCACGCGACUUACUGGUGCUGAAGGUAUGCACAGUAUCGUCAUGGACAGCAGUUGCCGCAUGUUCGUGGAUGUGUACAGCAAUACUACGACACCUCCACGUGCACUUGUGUGUACUGUGCCUUCGGAAGCUCAGAUUGCAGCAGUGAAGCCGGUUGAGCCGGCAGACCCGACUUUGGCAGCAGAGCCAGCAGCCCCAGUGUCUGCUGAGCUUGCUGCAGUUUUCCAGACGAUUCAGGACUCUGCAUUUCCCCUUACUACAGAGCAGGAAGAUCUGCGUGUUUCGAUUCUUCAAGCUCAGGCCAAGUUGUGCACUCCAAAGAUUAUUUCGUUCCCGACACGUGACGGCAAGGAGAUGCUUUACGGGGCUGUAUACCUGCCCGAUCGAGAGAUUCAUGGUGACGGUCCGUACCCUACCAUGGUGAGCGUGUAUGGUGGCCCGCAUGUCCAGCGUGUUGCGCGGAUGUGGGCGAUGACUGUGGAUAUGCGAGCGCAGCGGUUCCGUGACAUGGGCUACGCUGUGCUGAAGGUGGAUAACCGUGGUAGUUUCCGUCGUGGAUCGGCUUUUGAAGGCGCAAUCAAGCACUGCAUGGGCACGGUAGAGAUUCUAGAUCAGGAGGACGGCGUCCGCAAACUGGUGGACGAAGGAAUUACGAUCGAAGGACGCGUAGGAAUUUAUGGCUGGAGCUAUGGUGGCUACAUGUCGGCGAUCAGUCUCAUGAAGGCGCCCAAGACCUUCAAACUUGCCAUCGCUGGCGCGCCUGUGACGAGUUGGGACGGCUAUGACACGUGCUACACGGAGCGCUACAUGUCUACGCCUCAGCUGAACCCGACGGGUUACCGGGACGGCAGUGUCAUGGAAGCCGUUGGAAACAUGCAGCAUGGCCAGAAGCUUAUGCUUGUUCAUGGAUUGAUCGAUGAGAACGUGCACUUCCGCCACACAGCUCGCCUUAUCACGGCGCUGAUCAACGCACGGAAGCACUACGACUUGCUGCUCUUCCCUGGCGAACGUCACUCGCCUCGCCACCUAGAAGACCGAAUUUACAUGGAGCAGCGUAUCGCCGAGUACGUGGAAGCCAACCUGUAAUGGGGAAUAUGAACAACAGAUUACUACUUCGAAGCAGUUAAGGCGUCGUGUCGUCGGUGCGGGAUCUCUCCAGCGAGGCUUGGAUUGCGCGUUGAAGCUCAUCCAUUUCGUCUGUGUUGGUUGAUUCAUUGCCGUACAGACCGAAGUCCUGCGGCGGUGCAUAAUCUUGAGCUGACAAUUCCAUUGCUCGACGUAACUGUUCGUCAUAGUCAGCGGCUCCACUUGCUGCUGGAACGCUUGCUCCAACAUCUCCCAGAGACGCCUGAAUCGCUGCAGAUAUUUGAGCGUCGAAAUCGACUGCGUGGUCACCUAAAGACGCUUGAAUUGCAGACUUCAUCUGCUCUUCUUCUGACUCUGCUUUUGCCUUGGCCAGCAGCUCCGCUUGGAUUGCUGCCAUUUCACUUUCUCGUGUAGCUUCUUCGAUCUCUUCACGCUCUCGAUGAGCCUGUGCCGGCGAAGCUUCUCCAUACUCUGCUAGUGAUAGUUUUAACGUCUCUUCCAAACUUUUGUCCAUGGCGUCGAACUCGUUUCGAGAUUGCUAGGAUAUUGAAAAUAAAAGACAGCAGAGUUAGCGUACAGUAGCUUCGUUCAUCAAGAGACUAUGUACAACGUACCACGAGGACUUGUUCGAGCUGCUCAACUUCUGUGCGUUCACGGUCUGAUUGGGCCUGCACUUCCUGCUCC
Phytophthora nicotianae INRA-310 is the source of this 3132-nucleotide messenger RNA. RefSeq lists its product as hypothetical. The transcript has 2 exons. Gene Ontology annotation, molecular function: dipeptidyl-peptidase activity; serine-type peptidase activity. Gene Ontology annotation, biological process: proteolysis. NCBI's taxonomy places the organism in Eukaryota, Oomycota, Peronosporomycetes, Peronosporales, Peronosporaceae. Bases 43 to 2448 code for a protein of 801 amino acids. The record is from RefSeq and is a predicted model, not a curated record.